Drosophila grimshawi is the source of this 6753-nucleotide messenger RNA. RefSeq names its product myotubularin-related protein 13 (gene Sbf). NCBI's taxonomy places the organism in Eukaryota, Metazoa, Arthropoda, Insecta, Diptera, Drosophilidae. The record is from RefSeq and is a predicted model, not a curated record. The coding region runs from base 220 to 6138 and encodes 1972 amino acids. The transcript has 11 exons.
GAAAAAUCUAAAAGUUAAAGUAAUUUGUUUAUAAUAAAAGUACCAGGCACCAUAAGCGAAAAAUUACGAGCAGUUCAACGAUCUGGCAAACGAAGAAAUCUGAAGCAUCAGGCGGCGGCACACAAGCAACAAGAAUAAUAACAAGAACAAGAGAAACAGCAGCAGUCCCCAAGAACCCAAGUUAGCCUGCAAUGUGCAGCUGCAGCGUAAGCGUACGAGAUGUCCCGGCUCGCUGAUUACUUUGUAAUUGUUGGCUACGAUAACGACAAAGAAAAAACUGCCGGCAAUGUUUGCGGCCAGCCAAUAUGCGGCAAAAUUGUGCAACGAUUUCCUGAGAAAGAUUGGCCCGACACGCCCUUCAUCGAGGGCAUCGAAUGGUUCUGUCAGCCACUCGGCUGGAAUUUAUCGUACGAGAAACAAGAGCCAAAAUUCUUCAUAUCAGUGCUGACCGACAUAGAUGCGAACAAGCAUUAUUGUGCGUGCCUCAGCUUCCAUGAGACGCUGGCCAUAACGCAAACACGCAGCGUGGAUGACGAGGAUGAGACAAUUGGCAACAACUGCAGCAGUAGCCGCGGACUGUUGGCCGCGGCGCCAGUUGAACCCAUUACGCAUCAUAGCAUUAUGUAUGCGCCCAAGUGUUUGGUGCUCAUAUCCCGAUUGGAUUGUGCCGAUACUUUUAAGAACUGUCUGGGUACCAUUUAUACGGUGUAUAUUGAGAACUUGCCAUAUGCGAUGGAGAAUCUGGUUGGCAACAUACUCGGCUGCAUACAGGUGCCGCCCGCGGGCGGGCCGCAGGUGCGCUUCUCAAUUGGCGCUGGUGAUAAGCAAUCACUGCAGCCACCGCAGAGCUCCUCGCUGCCGAUGACGGGCAGCGGUGUUUACUUUCUGUUCAAACAGCUGGGCAUUAAGAAUGUGCUGAUAUUGCUGUGCGCCGUGAUGACCGAAAACAAAAUACUCUUUCACUCCAAGUGCUAUUGGCAUUUGACGGACAGCUGCAGGGCAUUGGUUGCGCUCAUGUAUCCAUUUCGUUAUACGCAUGUCUAUAUACCCAUACUCCCGGCCCCACUCACCGAGGUGCUCUCAACGCCGACGCCAUUUAUCAUGGGCAUACAUAGUUCGCUGCAAACGGAAAUAACGGAUUUGCUCGAUGUGAUUGUGGUUGAUUUGGAUGGUGGCCUGGUAACUAUACCGGAUGCACUGACGCCACCGGUGCCCAUAUUUCCAUCACCGCUGUGGGAGCAAACGCAAGAUCUGCUCGGCAUGAUAUUAUUUCCCAAUUUGGCGCAAGCGGAUCUUGCAUUCCCCAAUAUCGAGCGACCAUCGUCGCUCGCGAAAACGGAGGCACACAUGGAUAAGGAGCUGCGUGCCAUAUUCAUGCGACUGUUCGCACAGCUGUUCCAGGGAUAUCGAUCUUGCCUGACCAUCAUUCGCAUUCACCCAAAGACCGUGAUCACAUUUCACAAGGCUGGCUUUCUUGGGGCACGCGAUCUCAUCGAGAGCGAGUUUCUGUUUCGCGUCCUCGACAGCAUGUUCUUCACCACGUUUGUGAAUGAGCGAGGACCGCCCUGGCGCGCCGCUGAUGCAUGGGAUGAGCUGUACAGCUCUAUGAACGAGCUGCUCAAAACGGAGGCCCAAAACCGGAAUCUCAUACUCACACAUAUCCAGGAGCUGGGUCGCACUCUGUACGAGAACGAGGCAUCCAAUGCACCAGCGACCUAUGCCCAGAAGGUGCUGCGACCGCCCGAUGGCGCAAUCCAGCGCAUCCAUCAGCCGGCAUUUCCGCGCAUCAACACUGAUAAGGUGGAGCUUAUCAUACAGGAUGGCAUACGCAAGAAUGGACAGUCACAGCGUUUUAAUGUCACCCGCAAUCAGCAUAGAAUUAUACCCAUGGGCCCCAGAUUGCCGGAGGCGCUAGACGUGCGUCCAACCACGGUACACAAUUCAGCGCGACGCCUGGAAGUUCUGCGCACCUGUGUGUCUUACAUAUUUGAAAAUCGCAUUGCGGAUGCACGCAAACUGUUGCCAGCUGUAAUGCGAACGCUGAAGCAUCGGGAUGCCCGGCUCAUCCUGUGCCGCGAGCUAUUUGGCUAUGUGCAUGGCAAUAAGGCGGUGCUCGAUCAUCAGCAAUUCGAUCUGGUUGUGCGCUUCAUGAACAAGGCGCUACAAAACGCCUCCGGUGUGGAUGAAUACACCGUUGCUGCUGCACUAUUGCCCAUGUCAACCAUAUUCUGUCGCAAGCUCUCAAUGGGCGUGGUGCAAUUUGCCUAUACGGAGAUCCAAGAUCAUGUCAUAUGGAAAAACCUGCAAUUCUGGGAGUCGACUUUCUUUCAGGAUGUCCAGGCGCAAAUUAAGGCUCUGUAUUUGCUACAGCGCCGCCAGAACGAACACAAUAAGGAGGCGAAUUUUGUGUUGGAUGAGGUGCCAUUGGAAGAGCCAACAGCAUUGGAAAUUACAGCGGAGCAAUUGCGCCAAAGUCCCACCAUCGAGGAGGAGAAAAAGACGGAGCUUGCCAAAUCGGAGGAGUCCACGCUGUAUAGCCAGGCCAUACACUUUGCCAAUCGCAUGGUCUCCCUGCUGAUACCGCUCGACGUCAACGUGGAUGCGGCCAGCAAGCCCAAGCAAGCCUUUCGGCUCGAGGAGAACCAGAGCGUUUCCAAUAGUAUUAUGGGCUCGCACAGCCUGAGCGAACAUUCCGAUGAAGGUUUCGAGGAGAACGAUGCCUUGGAGAUUGGCGUGACCGUUGGCAAGACAAUUUCACGUUUCAUUGAUUGCGUCUGCACCGAGGGCGGUGUCACUUCGGAGCAUAUACGCAACCUGCACGAUAUGGUGCCGGGUGUGGUGCACAUGCACGUUGAAUCCCUGGAGCCGGUUUAUUUGGAGGCCAAACGGCAUCCGCAUGUGCAGAAGCCAAAGAUACAAACGCCUUGCCUGCUGCCUGGCGAGGAGCUCGCCACCGAACAUUUACGUUGUUUUCUGAUGCCCGAUGGCAGAGAAGAUGACACCCAGUGCCUAAUCCCAGCCGAGGGUGCUUUAUUCUUGACCAACUAUCGCAUCGUAUUCAAGGGUUCGCCCUGCGAUCCACUGUUCUGCGAGCAGACGAUUGUGCGCGCCUUUCCCAUUGCCUCGUUGCUCAAGGAGAAGAAGAUAUCGAUGUUGUAUCUGGCCCAUUUGGAUCAGACGCUGCCAGAGGGUCUGCAACUGCGCUCCAGCUGCUUUCAGCUGCUCAAGAUUGCCUUUGACACGGAGGUGACGCUGGAACAAAUCGAAACGUUCCGCAAGACGCUGAACAAAGCUCGUCAUCCGUUCGAUGAAUUUGAGUAUUUUGCAUUUCAAUCCUAUGGCACUAUGUUGCAGGGCGUUGUGCCGCUCAAGACCAAGGAGAAAUAUUCCACACUCAAGGGAUUUGCGAAGAAGACGCUGCUCCGCACGGCGAAGCGAGCGGGCUUCAGACAGAAGGCACAAACCAAACGCAAAUUGGUACCCGAAUAUGAGUUGGGCAGCAGCAGUGCUGAUGCAUUGGAGACCCGUUCCAUUGACGACGAGCUCGAGGAUGCCGACGAGUUCGAGACACAGCAGAACGAGGCGCUGCCACGCCUACUAACCACCAAGGAUAUCGAGCGCAUGCGCGAACGCAGCUAUGUACGCGACUGGAAACGUCUCGGUUUCGAUGCGGACGCGCAGCUCGGCUUCCGGAUUAGCAAUGCGAACGCAAACUAUGCCACCUGCCGCACCUUGCCGGCCAUCAUUGUGGCACCGGUGCAGUGCAGCGAUGCGGCUAUGACCCACCUGGGACGCUGUUUUAAGGGCCAGCGAAUACCGCUGCCCACCUGGCGGCACAGCAACGGCUCACUGCUCAUACGGGGCGCACAGCCCAAUAGCAAGUCCGUGAUUGGCAUGAUUAAGAAUACAACGGGUGCCAAUACGAUGACACACAACGAUGUCACACAUUAUCCGGAGCAGGACAAGUAUUUCAUGGCGCUGAUCAAUACGAUGCCCAAACUGACGCAGCUGGACGCACUCAAUCAGUAUACGGGCAUGAAUCUCUCGAUGAGCUCGCUGCUGGGCCACGGUGUUGGCGAGGAUCAUCAUCAAUCUCUAACGCCAGAGCUGAUGCGCAAGCAAAGAUCCAACUUGACUGUGAGCGAUGGCAGUAAAUCCAAUGCGUCGGGCAACAAGGGCGGCACCAUGAAGGGCAAUGAAAGGAAUUUAGCGUCGCAUGCCUUCCGCAAGAUGCGGCUUUAUACGUUGGGUGAAAAGUCACAGGCCAAGUCCAACUUGAAUGGUGACUUCUGUGCGGAUUUUAUACCCGUAGACUAUCCGGACAUCCGGCAAUCCCGAUCGGCCUUCAAGAAGCUAAUACGCGCUUGCAUGCCGUCGCAUAAUGCAAACGAUGCGGAUGGCCAAAGCUUUGCCAAGAUGGUCGAGCAAUCCGAUUGGCUGCAGCAGAUCUCAACGUUGCUGCAGCUAUCGGGCGCUGUGGUGGAUCUGAUUGAUUUGCAGGAGAGCAGCGUGAUGUUGUCGCUAGAGGAUGGCUCCGAUGUGACCGCACAGCUUUCGGCCAUAGCUCAGCUCUGCCUUGAUCCCUAUUAUCGUAGCCUGGAUGGCUUUCGUGUGCUCGUCGAAAAGGAGUGGCUGGCAUUUGGGCAUCGAUUUGCUCAUCGCAGCAAUCUGAAGCCGUCGCAUGCGAGCACAAAUAUCGCAUUUGCGCCCACAUUUCUCCAGUUUCUUGAUGUUGUCUACCAGCUGCAGCUACAGUUUCCGAUGGGCUUCGAGUUUAAUGAUUUCUAUUUACGAUUUCUGGCCUACCAUGUGGUGUCGUGUCGCUUUCGCACUUUCCUCUUCGAUUGCGAGCUGGAGCGCUACGAUUCCGGCAUCGCUUCCAUGGAGGACAAACGUGGCUCGUUGAGCACCAAGAAUAUGUUCGGUGGCAGCGCCGCCAAUGGCUCGGAUGAUGAGUGCAAUGUUUAUCCGCUGGACCUGCGUAGUCCGCGCACGCCCACACAACUGAAUCGCAUCGGUCACUCCAUUUUUGACUAUAUCGAGCGACAGCAUAAUAAGUCGCCAAUUUUCUACAACUUUCUCUAUUCCUCCAGCAAAGAUGAGGUGUUGCGUCCGCAGCAUAGUGUCGCGGCACUGGACUUGUGGGGAUUUUACACCAAUGAGGAGCUGGCACAGGGACCACCCUAUGACCUGGAGGUGACCAAUGUGGAUGACGAAAUCGAUGUAUCCGAAAAUAAGGGCAAGCGCAUGGUAAUCAGCGCCGGCUAUGACAGCAUUGAGAAAUGCAAUCCCAACGCCUAUGUGUGCCUGCUCAGCGAGGUGAAGCAGGCGGAAACGGAACGCGGCCAUCUGCCACAGAAGUGGCAGCAAGUGUGGAACAAUCUUGUGGUACCACAACUGGAGCCCAUGUCGCGUAAGACCUCGCUCAGCAGCAUGCUGGUGCAAACGCAUCAGCACAAACGCUCCACGCUCGAGAUCAUCAUGAAGGGACGCUUAGCGGGCUAUCAGGAUAAAUUCUUUCAUCCGCAUCGCUUUGAGAAGCAUCCGUACACGACACCCACCAAUUGCAAUCAUUGUACGAAGCUGCUCUGGGGACCCGUCGGCUAUCGUUGCAUGGACUGCGGCAAUUCGUAUCAUGAAAAGUGUACCGAACUCUCCAUGAAAAACUGCACCAAGUACAAGGCCAUAGAUGGCACCGUCGGUCCACCAAAUGUUAAUAUGUCGCAGGGUGACACAGCCAGCAUUGCAUCCAGUGCAGCUACCACAGCACGCACCUCCAGCCAUCAUUUUUAUAAUCAGUUCAGCAGCAAUGUUGCCGAGAAUCGGACACACGAGGGGCACCUUUAUAAACGUGGCGCAUUGCUCAAGGGCUGGAAACAGCGCUGGUUUGUUCUGGACUCGAUUAAGCAUCAGCUGCGCUACUAUGACACAUCCGAUGAUACAGCACCCAAGGGCAUAAUAGAGCUGGCUGAAGUGCAAUCGGUGACUGCAGCACAACCCGCACAAAUUGGCACAAAACGCGUGGAUGAAAAGGGUUUCUUCGAUCUGAAAACAUCGAAGCGCACCUACAACUUUUAUGCAAUGAAUGCUAAUCUGGCCCAGGAGUGGACUGAAAAGCUGCAGGCCUGUUUGCAAUAGAACCAGAAUCAUCACAGCAACUUACACAGUUUGUUAUUAAAUCCUGACACUCUUAAGUACUCCUCUUUCGUGGCUUUUGUAUAGGCAUUUGCUCUAUGCUAUAUUCGUGUUUUGCUCCCUUAAAUUUAUAUAUAUAUAUAUAUAUAUAUAUAUAUAUAUACAUAUGUAUAUUUAUACAAUAUGCUGAAUGUUUUGUUUUGUUGUAGGACAAUCCAAUUAACGUUAUAAUUAUUAUUAUUAAUGUAUCUUUUUACAUGUGAGAGAGUAUUUAUUUGUCAGCGCGUGUAUUACUCUGGAUCUGUAGUAACUCUGUGUGUAUUAUUUAUAACCGAAAUAUUUUUACAUAUAUAAGUUGAAUUAGUGUCAAAAGUUGUUUAUUAACACUCGCAUAAUGCAUAAAUUACAUGAAUAUUUAGCAACAAUUAACGUAGGCGACAAAAGCUAAACAAAAUAUAUAGUAAAGAUAAAGAGAAAAUAUCUACAAAAAUCGUGCUGUAAAUGUGAAAAUAUAAAGGAGGAAACUAUAAUUUCAUGUGAUUAUACGUAUAUUGCUGACAGGAUUGAAAUAAGAAAAGUAAUGGAAAGGAAGCCACGAUAGCAACUUUUUAUAUACAU